AAUUUUAACUUAUUUUUUGUGCGCCAAGCAAGGGAUAAAAAUGCCAAAUAUUAUAAAUCAGGAAACAUUGAUUAAGCGGCAACGAUGAAAACGAUGAUGAUAAUAGCCAAUCAAAUAGGUUUAUUUGAUCAAGAAAUCCGUCUGCCAAAAUAUACAAAACCAAUUUAUUUCAUUUUCAUUCAUUCGUUAAUCGUUAGUAGCCGGCUAAUGUUUAAGAAUUUGUAACGAUUGCUUAUUUUAUUUAUUUAUUUUACUGCAAACUUAUAUUUUUGCUGUGGAAUUUUAAUAGAAUUAAAGAAUGGCUGAGGAAAAUGGAGUUAACAUUCCGAAAGAGGAAAAUGGUGAAGCAAUGGAGACUGAUAGUAAGCCAAAAGAGCUUGCGGAGUCUGGUUUAGCUGAUACUGUCAUUGCUAAAUUAGAGGAGCUUGUAACUAAUGGAAAGUUAACUUAUUCUGAAUUAGACGAAAGAGCUUUAGAAGCUUUAAAAGAAUUUCCCGUUGAUGGGGCCUUAUCUGUGCUAAAGGAAUUCAUGGAAAGUAGCCUUGAACAUGUGUCCAACAAGAGCGCCUAUCUUUGUGGAAUAAUGAAGACAUAUCGGCAAAAGUCCAAACUUGGUGCUUCUGCUGUUGCUGCUAAGGGACCAGAUGAGGAAAAGAUUAAAGCAAUAUUAGAUAGAACAGGCUACACCUUAGAUGUCACUACUGGUCAGCGUAAAUAUGGCGGACCACCACCUGACUGGGACAACAAAUCUCCACCUGGAGCUGGCUGUGAGGUGUUUGUUGGUAAAAUUCCUAAGACUAUAUUUGAGGAUGAAUUGAUUCCGGUGUUUGAAAAGUGUGGACAGAUUUGGGAUUUAAGAUUAAUGAUGGAUCCCUUGACUGGUCAAAAUCGUGGAUAUGCAUUUAUAACUUAUUGUAAUAGAGAAGCUGCUCAAUCAGCUGUUAAACAGCUGGAUAAUUAUGAAAUCAAAAGUGGAAAGAAUCUGAAAGUCAAUGUAUCAGUUCCUAAUCUUCGGCUUUUUGUCGGUAACAUCCCAAAGAGUAAGAGCAAAGACGAAAUCUUUGAAGAAUUUGGUAAAUUAACAGCUGGACUGUCCGAGGUCAUAAUCUACAGUACUCCUGACGAUAAAAGAAAAAACAGAGGCUUCUGCUUCUUAGAGUAUGAAUCUCAUAAAGCAGCUUCUUUAGGCAAAAGAAAGUUAGGCACUGGCCGUCUUAAAGUUUGGGGCUGUGAUAUUAUAGUGGAUUGGGCUGAUCCACAGGAAGAACCUGAUGAUGAAACAAUGUCAAAGGUGAAAGUGUUGUAUGCUCGUAAUUUAACUAAUGAAUUGACAGAAGAUAAGUUGAAGGAGAUGUUUGAAGCUCACGGUAAAGUGGAAAGAGUAAAAAAGAUCAAGGAUUAUGCUUUUAUUCAUUUUGCUGAAAGGGAACCUGCAGUCGCAGCUAUGGAAGAAUUUAAUGGCAAACAAUUUGGUGCAUCCACACUGGAAGUGUCUCUGGCCAAACCACCCUCAGAUAAAAAGAAAAAAGAAGAGGUUCUUAGAAAUAGGGAACGGAGAAUGAUGCAAACUCUUGGCAGAGGCGGCAUGAUGGUUGGAAUGUUACCUACACCUCCUCGAGGCAGAGGGGGACGAAUGCCUCCUAAUGCUCCCAGAAAUUAUGAUUAUGAUUACGAUUACUAUGGAGGAGGAGGGUUUGGUGAUUUUCCUGGAAAUGAUGCCGGUAGUUAUGGUGAACCCCCUUACUAUGAAGAUUUCUAUGCACCCCCUUUUGAGGACUACGGUUUUGAUUAUGGCUUCAACUCUCCUCCAAGGCCUUAUCCUUCUUCUCGUGGUCCACCACCACCCCCAGAACGAGUUCCUCGAUCUGGUGGAAGAGUUGCUCGUUCUGCUCCACCCAGAGGUUCACCCGGCCGAGGAGGUAGAGGUGGACCUCGUGGCCGGGGUGUAGCUCGAGGAGGAAUCGGUAAGCCUAUGGGGCGUGGUGGUGUCAAACCCAGGGGCACUAUGGCUGGUAAGCGUAAGUUUGAUAGUGGUCAACAGAACCAGGGGGCCUCCAAGCGCCGCUUCCAGAAUAGCCGAGGGUCUAUGGGUAAUUCCUGGGGUUCACAGCCCAUACCUCAACAACCACGUGGCGCCUCUGGGGGCGACGUCGAGUGGUACCAGGACUCCUUUGGCCAGCAGUGGUGAUUUUAAAAAAAACAUAUAAGUGAACUUUCUAUAAUUAACAGACUUGGCAUUUCCCAAGACUAGUUCUUAUUUGCUUAACUGGCAGGCAGAGUGGAUUGGGCAACAUGUGGGAACGCCUAAUAAUUUAAUCAAUUUGGGAUGUUGUGUUACUUUGUAAAAUAAAUCCACAUGCUGGCCUGGCCUGUUCCCACAUUUAGGCCCCCCACUCUGCUGGCUUACUAUCAAUUUUAUUGUCAACUAUUACAGACUAAAGUAGCUGUGUAAAACUCAUGUGUAUCUCUUUAAGUGAAAUUGUAAUCAUUUAUGGAUCUACUCUCGAGCAAAUGUCAUGUGUUUCUAAUCAUUUGAGUGUGUGUGUGUGUAUCAUUAUGUAAUUAUGUGAUUGCACAAUUUUUACUCUUUAGUUUUUUUCCCUUUCUUCCAUUCUGCAAUAUUCAAAAUCUGCAAAAAACCAAAGCAUGUAAUCAUGUGGAACUAGUGAAAUUUUUUAUACAAAAGAAAUAAAUUCUUCCCAAUCAUCCUUUAGUCCAAUUGUUAUAAAUCUUAUGCUGUAUAAAUUUUCUUUGAAGUUGUUUGAAGAAGUGCAUUUAAUUUUAACAAUGUAACACUUAAGUUCAGUGUAUUAGUGUCAUGUAUAUUAACAUAAAAGUAAAGAAAAACUUUGUCUUA
Messenger RNA from Parasteatoda tepidariorum (common house spider), 2857 nucleotides. Its product is annotated as heterogeneous nuclear ribonucleoprotein R. Gene Ontology annotation, molecular function: RNA binding. The record is from RefSeq and is a predicted model, not a curated record. NCBI's taxonomy places the organism in Eukaryota, Metazoa, Arthropoda, Arachnida, Araneae, Theridiidae.